AUGUCUGCAAGAUUUGCGGCAGUGUGCGACAUAUCGUGUGCUACUGAAAAUGACGAGCAACGAGAGCGAUGUCUGCAAGAUUUGCGGCAGUGUGCGACACAUCGUGUGGCUACUGAAAAUAACGAGCAACGAGAGCGAUGUCUGCAAGAUUUGCGGCAGUGUGCGACAUAUCGUGUAGCUACUGAAAAUAACGAGCAACGAGAGCGAUGUCUGCAAGAUUUGCGGCAGUGUGCGACACAUCGUGUAGCUACUGAAAAUAACGAGCAACGAGAGCGAUGUCUGCAAGAUUUGCGGCAGUGUGCGACAUAUCGUGUAGCUACUGAAAAUAACGAGCAACGAGAGCGAUGUCUGCAAGAUUUGCGGCAGUGUGCGACAUAUCGUGUAGCUACUGAAAAUGACGAGCAACGAGAGCGAUGUCUGCAAGAUUUGCGGCAGUGUGCGACAUAUCGUGUAGCUACUGAAAAUAACGAGCAACGAGAGCGAUGUCUGCAAGAUGUGCGGCAGUCUACUGAAAAUGACGAGCAACGAGAGCGAUGUCUGCAAGAUGUGCGGCAGUGUGCGACAUAUCGUGUAGCUACUGAAAAUGACGAGCAACGAGAGCGAUGUCUGCAAGAUGUGCGGCAGUGUACGACAUAUCGUGUGGCUACUGAAAAUGACGAGCAACGAGAGCGAUGUCUGCAAGAUUUGCGGCAGUGUGCGACAUAUCGUGUAGCUACUGAAAAUGACGAGCAACGAGAGCGAUGUCUGCAAGAUGUGCGGCAGUGUACGACAUAUCGUGUAGCUACUGAAAAUGACGAGCAACGAGAGCGAUGUCUGCAAGAUUUGCGGCAGUGUGUGACAUAUCGUGUAGCUACUGAAAAUAACGAGCAACGAGAGCGAUGUCUGCAAGAUGUGCGGCAGUGUACGACAUAUCGUGUGGCUACUGAAAAUGACGAGCAACGAGAGCGAUGUCUGCAAGAUGUGCGGCAGUGUACGACAUAA
Homalodisca vitripennis (glassy-winged sharpshooter) is the source of this 981-nucleotide messenger RNA. RefSeq names its product trichohyalin-like. The record is from RefSeq and is a predicted model, not a curated record. NCBI's taxonomy places the organism in Eukaryota, Metazoa, Arthropoda, Insecta, Hemiptera, Cicadellidae. The transcript has 2 exons. The coding region runs from base 1 to 981 and encodes 326 amino acids.